Messenger RNA from Musa acuminata AAA Group (dessert banana), 2000 nucleotides. RefSeq names its product riboflavin biosynthesis protein PYRR, chloroplastic. Bases 53 to 1837 code for a protein of 594 amino acids. NCBI's taxonomy places the organism in Eukaryota, Viridiplantae, Streptophyta, Magnoliopsida, Zingiberales, Musaceae. The transcript has 9 exons. The record is from RefSeq and is a predicted model, not a curated record. Gene Ontology annotation, biological process: riboflavin biosynthetic process. Gene Ontology annotation, molecular function: diaminohydroxyphosphoribosylaminopyrimidine deaminase activity; 5-amino-6-(5-phosphoribosylamino)uracil reductase activity; NADP binding.
UGCCUCCGCUUAAUUCCUAGACCGCUAGAAUACGGUCUCUCUCACGAUAAGAAUGCCGCUGAUAGGAGGUGCGGCAGUCACCUUCGCCGCUCCGGCGCUCACGCUCCGCCGACGCCGUCCGAUUCGGUGCGCCGUGACGGACGCCGCAACCGCGGAGGAGGCGGCGCUCCUCCGGCGGGCGGCGGAGGUGGCCGACCUCUCGGCGGGGCACACCUCGCCCCACCCUAACUUCGGGUGCGUGAUCGCAAGAUGCGGAGACGUGGUCGGAGAGGGCUUUCUCUACGCGCAGGGUACCAAGUGCGCGGAGCUCCAGGCCGUCGAGAAGGCCGGCGGCCUUGCUCGCGGCGCCACCGCCUACCUCAACAUGGAGCCCGGUGAUUGCUACUCCGAUCACACCGCCGUCUCCUCCCUCGUCCAGGCAGGAAUUUCAAGGGUUGUAAUUGGCCUUAGACAUCCACUCCAACAUCUACGAGGGAAAGCGAUACAAUCACUAAGAAGUGAAAGUGUUCAAGUUGAUGUUCUUGGGGAAGAUUUGCAGAGCAAGACCUUUGAGGAUGCUUUGAAGUCCUGCCUUAUGGUAAAUGCUCCAUUACUUUAUAGAGCUGCCUUUCGUGUUCCAUUUUCUGUUCUCAAGUAUGCUAUGACCUUGGACGGUAAAAUUGCAACUAUGAGUGGACAUGCUUCCUGGAUAAGUAGCAAGGUAUCUAGAGGUCGCGUAUUUGAGUUGCGUGGUAGAAGUGAUGCCAUCGUUGUAGGGGGGAAUACUGUGCGUCGUGAUGAUCCACAGCUAACUGCCAGACAUGGAGGAGGACAUGUUCCUGUAAGGAUUGUGAUGUCACGAACUCUAAAUCUUCCUGAUGAAGCAAAGCUCUGGAAUGUUACUGAAGCUUACACUAUAGUUACAACACAAAGAGGUGCUCGCAGAGAUUUGCAGAAAAAGCUUGCAAAAAAGGGUGUAGAAGUGGUGGAGUUUGAUAUUCUGAACUCUAGAGAUGUUAUGGAAUAUUGCUAUGACCGUGGGUACCUCUCGGUACUAUGGGAGUGCGGUGGGGCUCUUUCUGCACCUGCUAUUUCAUCCGGUGUCAUACAUAAGGUUUAUGCAUUUGUUGCACCAAAAAUUAUUGGGGGAGUAAAUGCUCCAUCCCCAGUUGGUGACUUAGGGAUGGUUCAAAUGACACAAGCAUUGAAUUUAAUUGAUGUCUCUUAUGAGCAAGUUGGACCAGACAUGCUUAUAAGUGGAUUUCUUCAGCCCAUUCCGGAUCUUUCACCUGUAAUCCCAUCAUCAGAUGAAAUUUCAGUCCUUGAUCCAACAGUUUCUCCAUUUGAUACAAAAAUUAUAUCCUUUUAUAAGACAUGGGAUCCAUAUGGAGCAUUCUCAAACUACUCCCCACAUCCUAUACAAAUGCCUGAUGAAAAUGGAAAUAACUUGACAUGGUCAACCAUGGAACACUAUUAUCAGGCACACAAGUUUGUGGGAGUUGAUAAUCCUCUCGCUAAAGAUGCCUUUGAACAGAUAAAGAUGGCAAAAAGCCCAGAGGAAGCAUCGCGGCUGGGAAGAAAAUUGCAGAGACAACACCCUGAAGUGGUUCGUGCUGACUGGGACUCUGCCAAGAUAGACAUCAUGUACGGGGCUCUCAAAUGCAAAUUCUCGACGUAUCCGCAUUUAGAAGCCAUGCUUUGCUCAACUGCAGGCUCUGUUCUCGUGGAAGCAUCACCCCAUGAUCUCUUCUGGGGCGGAGGCCGGGAGGGAGAGGGCCUAAAUUACUUGGGCAGGCUACUGAUGCAACUAAGAACAGAGAUCUUGGAAGAAAGCUCAAAAACAAGUGUUGUUUCUUAAACAAUCUCUUCUUGAUGGUGUAAGUUAUAGUGUGAAUGUACUUUUUGAUAUAGUAAUAAGUUUAGAGCUGUGUUACUUUUUUAAAGGAUCAUUUUAAUGUAAUAAAUUUCUGGAUAAUAGUUUUUGUUUUUUAUUGAUAAAAAAAUAUUAAUAUUUUUUUGAA